Molecule: messenger RNA, 3491 nt
Organism: Strongylocentrotus purpuratus (purple sea urchin)
Lineage: Eukaryota; Metazoa; Echinodermata; Echinoidea; Camarodonta; Strongylocentrotidae
Exons: 9
Coding region: 457-3159 (900 amino acids)
Source: RefSeq, a predicted model, not a curated record
CACCAGUCGUCCUUCACUGUUACAAAUCAUCGAUAAGCUGCUAACUCAACUCUCAAAAUCAGAGACAGUCUAUUUAUAUCGGAAGAUAGCCUACAAUGAUAUUGAAAGAUAGCCUUCUAUAUAUCGGAAGAUUGCAGUGCUUAUUGCAAUCUGGAGCAAAACAAACAUCGUCCUGAACUGUCGAAGCAUUGAUAAUCUACUAUAUAUCGGAAAAUAGCCUCCUAUAUAUUGGGAAAUAGUGUACUAUCCAUCGGACUACGCAUGUGAUAUUUUCGUUCAUUGUCCUGCAUUGAUAUUUGACUCGGUAUAAAAACUUAUAGUGACAUUGAUCCUUUCCUUCUUCCGAUACUUAUUAGUUCUUUUGUGACGUCAUCGAUACGUUCGAGUAUUCAACGUAGAUUGAAAUGAGGAAUUUGUUCGUGACUCUUUACUAAGGCUGUAAAAUCCAAGGGGAAAAUGGCGCGAUCUGGUCAUGACGAGGAGGUCUUCUUUUCCGCUUGUUUAACACCAACCGAUUGUUACGUCACAAUGGCCCCUAUCUGUGGCACUUCCGAGUCGGCUGACGACCAUACUCCGACAAAGAACGCAGAAGAGCGAGCAGCCCGACCAACCCCUGCCCGUCGCCGGCGUAUCAGUCAUCCAAACCGAAAUCUGUCCGGCCGUCGAUCGCGCGUCCUCUCACCAACGUUCGAACCAGUGACGAUUCAGGUACAUUCAACAUACGACAACCUAGAUAUUGCGCCGCAACCGCAAUACGAAACACCGCGUCUGAAGCUCCCGGAACCUCGGCGGGACGUGGAAAGCCAAUAUGAAAAUGUAGUCAUGAGACCGCAGCGGCAAUCACCGAGGGUACAACCGCGGGCAAGCCAUGCGGUGCUCACGCAACAUGUUAAUCCACAACCGGCGUUGCCGCUUCGAUCUAAAGUCAGAGAGUCAUAUUCACCGCAGCCAUCGACCGAAAAACGAUUUUCGAGAAAUAUAAACCCGGAUAUCCAGCAGCAGCUCGAAAAGGCCGUGUUGCGGCGAAGAGAUCCGGUUUCCCAGAGUCCGCCGAGUCCAAAGAUUAUUACGCCCCAGCCGGUUCAGAAAUUCCCCUCCUAUGAUCCGGUCUUUCCCGGUUUUAAGAAAACCGGUUCAAUUGACUUCGACGCUCGGAUCUACCGAUGCAACGAACUUGCAAGGGAAAACAUAGGAAAGCAGACCCUAAUAACGGGUGAAGAAAAUUUCGCGUGUGCCUAUGUCAACCAUCUUGGUGGCUACUUGAAGCUGAUGCGCUCUCAAGCGACGCUUUUUAUUCCGCCUCAUGCCAUACUCGGAGAUCCGGAACCGGUUGUGCUCUACUUCAUGUCCAAGACGAAUCAGGUCGGGUACUCGCCGCUUGUCAGUUGCCUACAACCGGAUCAGUUUCUCGUGAGUCCGAUCAUAUACAUCGGUAAACCGGGUUUCAAGUACAGUACGGUCGAUGUGGUGUUAUCGUUUCCUAUUGAUGAGUCACACAAUACCGCUAGUUUCUUCAGCGUUCUUUCCGUCAAAACAUUCGAUGCUGCUUUCUGUCCCGAGAGCGCAAAAUGGCGGAUCUUGGCUCCGGGUCACGACUACUUCUUUUCAGUUUGCGGUGGGCGUGGCAUCCUCAUGGUAUCCCAGUCCGCCUUCUACGUCAUCAGAGCCACAAAGGCGGCGCCGGAAUAUCAGAACAUGGCGAUACCUAGGGAUACCUCAAAGAGAAAGAUUCGAGUGGCUCUUUUUGGUCGAUCUUUACCGGAAUCCAAUAGAGCCAAACUUCAUGUCGUGUUCUGCAAAGACUGUGACAAAGAGGUCGAGAGAGUAAUCGAAUCCGAGAAGCAAGAUUCAUUCCGUAAGUUAGACCACGUGAGGGCGCUGUCCAUCCAGACGUCGUCGGGGCAGCCGAUCUGGGUCUCCUUCUGUCAGCUGAAGAACACUUCAUGGAUUCUACAGACCAGCUCUACCGCGAAAUUCACGCAUGACGAUCUAUUCAACUACGCUGAUCAAUACCCACCCUCGGUAACCUUUGCCCUUUCAAACCCCACCACUGACCUCAUGUCAACGGAAGCGUUCGUCCAGUGCAUGGUGGUCGUUCACGAAGGAGCCACGGCUAAUUACCAGGAUGCAGAUGUGAGCAGCUUCGUUCAUCUGGUGGGUGACGUAACUGUGGCAAAGAGUGGCCAGUUCCAAAGCCAAUCACUUGGUCGAGCUUCCGGAAGACGUCUUCCGGCUUUGACUCUACCACCUUCCACUGGAGAACCACUUGGCACACACCCUAGCAGUGCGUCCAGUCAUCCGCCUAUAUCACCGCGAUCCUCCCAGACACCUUCGGACUGCCCUUCGGCGUCACCGCCACCAGUUCCGGGUGACCGAAUGUCCGUGUUGCUGUUAAAUUCGUACGAGCUCGACACGACGAAAGGAUGCUUCGAGGAGAUCUACGUUUCCUACCAGACUUUAGCGGAGCUUUGCUUGCUGCUACAGGCGGCCAAGACCGAAUCAAGCAAGAGCGACUGGAUGAAAUUUGCCAAUAAGAUUGGGCUUUCAAUGCAGCAGGUUGACCGGAUGUCCGAUCGCUACACUUUCCAGUCCCCACUUUCCAUCAUCCACCUCUUCUUCGGCACCUGUCCGGCAGCGACAUCGUGCUGCCAGUCGACGUCGCCUCGGGACAAAGCCCGAGGACUUCUCGCCCGCCUCCUCUCCGUCUUCCAAGAAAUGAAACGCGACGACCUGACCCGCGUCGUCCGGCGCGAGCUGACGCGCUUCGACCAAGAGACCGACCGCUACAGCAAGUUCCUCUUCGAAGGGGGCCAGUUCGAGAUCAGGACAAACGUUGGAGGCGCUGCUAACGCGAACAGGGGACAACCCCGGCACUCGUUUAGCGACGGUGACGUAACGAUGGUGGCCUCUUCGGGGGAAACCACCAAAGGUCGUCUGAAUGACAUCGUGAACUGGUUCAAAAACAAGUCAUCUGAUGUCUUCAGACUGGCGGGAAGCAGCAAAGAAACAACCGUGGAAGAACUCUACGAAGUCCCGCCGGCGAAUUUCAGCGUCUUUGAUGAUCAGAACACGUACGAAGCACUCCUACCGAUUAAGGGACGGAAAAACUCAGGCAGCGAUAAGAGAAAGGAAAAGGCGAAGCAAAAUGAAUAUUAUUAAGAUUUAAAGGAUCGAUGCACCUAGCUAAACCCUGGAGAUUUUAUAUGGUCGAGAACAAUUUCUGUGUUUCCUUUACUCGAAGCACUCGUACGACAUAAAUAUUCGAACAGCUAAAAGAGAAAGGAAAAGGCGAAGCAAAACAAAUAUUAUUAAGAUUUAAAGGAUGCACCUAGCUAAACCCUGGAGAUUCUCUAUGGUCGAGGAAAUAUUUUGUGUUUCCCUUACUCGAUCGCGAAACACUCAUUCGACGGACUUAAGCAAAUUGAACAUUAUAAAGGUUUAAAGGGGAAGUCCACCCUGAAAUUAAGUUAGUUUUAAUAGGAGUAGAAAAA